Molecule: messenger RNA, 912 nt
Organism: Arabis nemorensis
Lineage: Eukaryota; Viridiplantae; Streptophyta; Magnoliopsida; Brassicales; Brassicaceae
Source: the annotation of a GenBank genome assembly
AUGUCUAAGCAAGGGAAAGUUUAUACCAAUGGUCUCAGAGCGAAGGAACAACGUUUUCAGAUAUUUAAGGACAAUCUUCAUUUUAUCGACCAACACAACGCCAAGAACCUUGGUUACAAGCUCGGUUUGACACGGUUUGCUGACUUAACCGUCCAAGAGUACCGAGACCUUUUCUCUCUAGGCCCUAAACCGAAACAAAGGGAUCUCAAAAUCAGUCGUAGGUACGUGCCACUUGCGGGAGAUGAGCUCCCUGACUCCGUUGACUGGAGAAAUGAAGGUGCAGUGUCGGAGAUUAAAGACCAAGGCAUAUGCAAUAGCUGCUGGGCAUUCUCGUCAGUGGCAGCUGUGGAGGGAAUAAGCAAGAUUGUGACAGGAGAGUUAAUCUCAUUGUCGGAGCAAGAAUUGGUCGACUGCAACACGGAGAACAACGGUUGUUAUGGAGGAGGCUUAAUGGACAAAGCUUUCAAUUUCCUUAUCAAUAACAAUGGUCUUGAUUCCCAAAUGGAUUAUCCAUACAAUGGUGUUCAAGGCUACUGUAACGACAUAGAGAACAAUAGAGUUACGAUUGAUGUCUACGAGGAUGUGCCUCCGAAUGAUGAGAUUUCGCUACAAAAUGCGGUUGCUCACCAGCCUGUGAGUGUUGCCGUUGACAAAAGCUCCCAAGAAUUUAUGCUCUACCAAUCGGGUAUAUUCAAUGGACCAUGCGGGACAGAUCUUGACCACGCGGUUGUUAUAGUUGGGUACGGUAGUGAGAACGGUCAGGACUAUUGGAUCGUGAGGAACUCAUGGGGCACCAACUGGGGAGAGGCUGGAUACGCUAAGAUUGCUCGUAACUAUCAAAGUCCAACAGGUUUAUGUGGGAUUGCGAUGGUUGCUUCAUACCCUACCAAGAACAAGGCUUCCUAUGCAUGA